AUGAGGAAAGUCCUGGACCGUCAUCUGGAUCUGCAGCUGCUGCGCUUUUCGCCGCGGUGCUGGUCGCAACUGGGCGCGAAGCCAAGGUGCAGGAGUCGGACGUGCAACCAGACGGCUCAAGGGUCAAGCCUGUCAAGCAGCUCCAGGAAGCCCUGCAGGCGAAGCAUUGUCAGAAGUCAGGGAGUCACCGUUCAAGAGGAUGUGCAGCGGCGAACAGAGCAUGUCGAGACGAAGAUUCGCAUUGCGGCUGCUGAGUGCAAUGCACUUGAACAAAGAAUCGAAGGCUUGGCCCUUGCCCAUCGGCGGCGAGAGCUCGAGGUUGCUGAUGUUUGGCAGGACGUGGAAGCUGGGAUGGUCAGCGCGCAGGAGGUGCUGAAGACGUCUGCAGACUUGCGAGAAAGCGGCCAGCAGGAGGUCACCGAAUUGGGUUGCUUGCAGAAGGAAGCAUGCCGGCAGGCUGUUGCCGUCCAGGUUCUCAGGCGGUGGCAUGAUGAGGCCGAAGCUCACCAUCCGAAGACACGACUUGCGGUCCUGACAGCACAGCUGGCUGACGAACGGCGCCGGCGUUCCAAGGAGAUUCAGCAGGAGAUGGACGAGAUUUCCAGAUUAGAAGAUCUGCUGAGAAACAUGUCGGGAGCUGCUUGA
Symbiodinium sp. CCMP2456 is the source of this 645-nucleotide messenger RNA. Lineage: Eukaryota; Dinophyceae; Suessiales; Symbiodiniaceae. The record is from the annotation of a GenBank genome assembly.